AUGCCAGAGUCCCUGGUGUCGCUGCCAUCUGAGGCCUACAGGGAUUUUAAACAGCUUAACAGAGAAGCCAGUCCUUGGAGGCCCAGGCAGGGCCACAACCAAGCAGUACAACCAAAACAGAUUCAGGCCACACACUGGAGCAGGCCGGUCCCCCGCCCGGGAACAGGAACCCCGGCGGACUGGGCCCGGCGGGCCGCCUCGGUGCCCGAAAGGGAGCGGGUGCCCGAGGGGUGGCCCCCGUGGCAGGUCCAGGGGUGGGGGCGCGGCGCUCCGGGAGGAGCCUCCCGCGGGUCCCGCCCCGUCACGUGGGCGCCGGCUCCGGCCGCUGCGGUCGGUCCGCUGGUUGGUCGGCUGGCUGGCCGCGCGCUAGGUCCCGCAGUUGGUCGGUGGGCCUGUCGGGGGGCCAGUGGCCUGUUGCUCGCUGCCGGGCUCUCAUGUUUGAAGGUGGGAGGGACACGGGAGCGGCCCGCACACCUGAGCCGCCUGGAGAGGAGCCGUGGCCCCGCAUCCAGUAAGAAGAAGAGGAGACUAGGCAGUCAGGAGUCAUGGCGUCUGAUGCUAGUCAUGUGCUGGAAGCCGCCCUGGAGCAAAUGGAUGGGAUCAUUGCAGGCACUAAAACAGGUGCAGAUCUUAAUGAUGGUACUUGUGAGCCUGGACUGGCUUCCCCAGCCUCCUACAUGAACCCCUUCCCAGUGCUCCGUCUCAUCGAGGACUUGAGGCUGGCUUUGGAGAUGCUGGAGCUUCCUCAGGAGAGAGCAGCCCUCUUGAGCCAGAUCCCUGGCCCAACAGCUGCCUACAUAAAGGAGUGGUUUGAAGAGAGAUUGGUGAGUAGUCCCGUGGCCUGAUUGGGAACCACUGGGAAAUGCAAUGGUGUAGCCCAUGGAGUGCCACUGCUGACUGGGGCUAUUGACUCAUCUGCACACCUUCCAGCCUUUUCUUCCAUCCCACUUAGCCAACGAUGCGGGGUGGCCCUUCUCAUCAAGGAGUGUAGAGCCUAGUCAAGCAACUUAAGCUAUGCCCUCUGACCUCCCGUGGUCCACAGUCAUCCUCUCCUGAGGAAAUCCAGGGCCAGAGAAGGGUAAACAUUGAAGAUUUCACACGCACAGACCCCCUCGAAUUGCAUGUACUACUUACUGAGUUAUAAUCAUGGCUGGGAUCUCUCUCCUCGGCUAGAUCCCACUGCCCCUUGUUUCUUACCACAAA
This is a messenger RNA of Cebus imitator (Panamanian white-faced capuchin), 1203 nucleotides long. RefSeq lists its product as uncharacterized. The record is from RefSeq and is a predicted model, not a curated record. The transcript has 4 exons. Bases 1 to 681 code for a protein of 226 amino acids. NCBI's taxonomy places the organism in Eukaryota, Metazoa, Chordata, Mammalia, Primates, Cebidae.